Messenger RNA from Trypanosoma grayi, 2748 nucleotides. RefSeq lists its product as hypothetical. The coding region runs from base 1 to 2748 and encodes 915 amino acids. The record is from RefSeq and is a predicted model, not a curated record. The transcript has a single exon. NCBI's taxonomy places the organism in Eukaryota, Euglenozoa, Kinetoplastea, Trypanosomatida, Trypanosomatidae.
AUGUCUCUUCAUACCUACACUCAGCAGCAGCAGCAACAACAGCCAAGCGGCGAGAGCUCCCAUGCUUCACAGACAUCACCGCUGCCGUCGCUGUUGUCGCUUACUGGCCUGCUGACAAGCGAUGAGGAGGGUUGCUGCUACGGCAGCAGCAAUAAUGCCCCCCAAGAGUCCCUCGUAGCUAUUCAACGUGCCGUGCAGGCCGCUGACUGUCUCGCAAGCCUCUCGGCUAACCCUACUGCUGUGGCGGCGGCCAUAACUAAUAGUCCCAGCAGCAAGAACAACAGCAAAUGUGGGGAGGCUGCCAAUCAGGUCGGCAGCAACUCUAGAACAGCCAGUGACUCUGCGAAUGCAGAUUAUUUACAAAUCAUUCUUGCAGCAGUUGUGACCGUCGCAGAACUGCAGAAGAUUGACUUGGAACGUGCCGUCCGCCGUCGCAUUCGUUCUCUCGCAUUCGAGCAACAGCCGUUGCUUGGGGGUGGUGACACAUCCCGCAUCUCCACCGCUUCUGCAGCCAUGGCUAGCAGCGAUGAUGAUGCAAGCGGCAUUUCUCCUCGGUCCCAUCAACUGCAGAAGCAGAAUCAGCAGCCGAAACAACAAUGGAAUAAGAAUACGGGCUCGCAUUAUCAACAAGAGCAAAAGCAUCAGGUGCAUCACCGAAGUAGCAGCAGCGAUGAGGGCACAAGAAGCGAAUUCCCUGUGGAGGCGGAAGUGACAGGCCAGGCUUAUACUGCUGCAGCUUCUUCGGAUACAAUGACCUGUGGUCGUGCAGUCGUGCGGGAGGCGACCAUGACGGAUGAAGGCCACGACGCGGACAAUGAAGAGGAUGACAACAGUGCUAUGGGUGUUCUUCCGAUGCGCGCCAUAUCAACGACUACAACGGCACCAGGGUCGUUGGGCACACCCACAACCCCGGUGUCACCGCCAGAAGUGCCGCUCAACUGCAACGCUGCUGCGUUCCUCUCACAGCCGCACGUGAGGAGGAGAGUCCUCCGGCCGCCGCCGCUCUUCACCAUGUCAACGGAAGAGGAGAACAACGGCCUAUUGGCACCACCAUCGUCCAUAGCCGGCAUGACACCGACAACAAAGGAUGAGACGGACCACAACAAUGCCAAUGUGGGGUAUGACCUGCAGGCUGAGCAGCAACCACCGGAGGACGGGGUGGUCGUGAACGAAAUGCGGAGAAGCGAAACUUCAUUUCCGUCAUGUGCCACAGGGCGGACACAAGUACCAAAUUCAGACACACCACCAGCGAUGUGUUUAUUAGGGGAAGCAGUAGCAGAAGCAGAGGCAGCAGCGAUGGAUGUAGCCUCCGUGUUUCCACAGGCGAUACCGGAUGUAGAUCACAGUCUUAGCUCUGCAGCUGCGUCCGGCAAAGAAGUUAUUGUGGAAUUGGCGCUCGUGGGCGUUAGAGACAACGUCCCCAGCGGUUCAAUUUAUAGAACUAUCAUGGAGGGCGCUGAUCACCGUGUGGAGGCUACCACAUCAGUAACAGUGUACCCUCAUACGCCGGUUUUCCAUUUGCACGACUGUCAAGGAAUGGAUGAUACAAGGACACGAGGUGACGUGACGGAAGAUGCAGCCGCCCUCACGAUUCUCGGUGGGACGCAUCCCAAUAACGGCAUGACUCUUGCACUCGCCACGAAGGUGCAAUGCACUGUGGUACCGCCAAUAAGCGAGGCAGCCUGUUGUGCUGCUCCCGAAAACGUCACUGUGGCGCUGCCGACGACAUCUGGCAGGGAGUCUCUGAGCGUGCCUUUACUCCUGAGUGACGCUGAUGGUAACACGAGCGCGCGCCUCUCCGCUGCCGUGCGCAGCAGCACCAGCAACGAUAUGGGCGGCCCACUGUGUGCCAGCACCGACUUUAGCCGUCUGGAAGAGGGNGCCGCCACCUGGGGACUUCUCGUCGGCGUAAGCAGUGGUGGCUCCGAUGAGGACGUCCCCACGCAUGAAGAUGAAGACACACUGGCAUCAGCGGCGCUUGGUGGCGGAAGUGGCUGCAUCAGUGUCUCGCAUAGCGCAGUGCGACUACUCCAGGCAACGUACCCGCCAUCGCCGACAGCAGCGGUGCGUCAGCAGCAGUCUGACCCCUCCGCGGUGUCUGCGGUAACUGUGAACGUCUCGCCGUUCCUGCCACAUGAGGAUCUGUCACCGUCGCUGCGCUGGACCGACGAGGCCGCAUCCGUCAUAGUGCCGCCGCUGCCAUUGGCCCAGCUGCCAUCGCCAGUCUUCAAGGAGACGCGACAGGAUGAUUGGGGGGAACGGGACGUGGCGGUAGCAACAACAGGAGUGGCAGCAGAAGAAGUGGAGCCGGCAGAGUUGGCGCAAGUGACAAGAGCACCUCCGUGGAAAGGUGUUGAUAACAUAACCACAAUGAAUGCUCCGGCAUUAACAACGACCAUGCAAGAACAUGCUACGUUACCGCAGGAAAACAUGACGGAGGCGGGCCAGCCUCACCAGCACUACCACUACUAUCUCAAGGCGUCCUGCAACCGCAGUAACUGUGAAAGAACCCGAGGCGGCUCCCAUAAUGUCAGUGGCGGCAAUAACAGUAGGCUGAUAAACGGUGUUGUAACAUCACACGGGUCGACCGUGGCAGAAACGUCUUUCUGUGAAGUUGAUGACCACGUGGGGAGUAAUAAUGCUGAGACAGUGCCGUACGGAUUACUCCUGCUGCAGCAGGUGCUGCAGGAGAGGUGGGAGGUGAUUGAAGAAGAGAAUGUCGACGAUGCAAUUCACCUCUGUCGAUGA